CAUAGCAUUAAUGUCUCCAACAUGCCCGAGGAAAAGCAAGAUGAUUCUCUAGCGCCUGUCCCCUCCCAGGUUGGCCAGGUCGAAGAGCAGAAAUAUGAACAAGAUGCUGUCUUUGGAGAGAUCACGGGAGAGGGUCCGAACUACCGCAAUGUUGGAUGGCUGGGGACUUCCGCGCUCAUGAUGAAAACGCAGAUCGGACUCGGAGUGCUCUCGAUUCCCGUUGCUUUUGACACUCUGGGAAUCGUUCCAGGUGUCAUUGUUCUUUGUGUUGUGGCCGCCAUAACGACGUGGUCAGACUACAUUAUUGGCGUGUUUAAAAUUCGACAUCGCGACGUCUAUAGCAUUGAUGAUGCAGGCGCCUUGAUGUUCGGUCGUACAGGACGCUUCUUUUUUGGAGUCAUAUUCUGUCUUUAUUGGAUAUUUGUGGCUGGGUCUGGCAUGCUUGGAAUUUCAAUUUCCCUCAAUGCUAUAUCGAGCCACGGAGCCUGCACAGCAAUUUUUGUUGUCGUUGCUGCAAUUACAGGAUUUAUAUUGUCAAGUAUACAAACUUUGGGCCGGAUUAGCUGGAUCGCAUGGGUUGGCUUAUUUUGUGUCCUGACAUCGAUCUUCAUUGUCACAGUUGCCGUUGGGGUUCAGGAUCGGCCUGCAUCAGCACCACAAGAUGGCGUUUGGGUCUCUGACUACAAAAUCAUUGCGAGCCCAAGCUUCACCAACGGUAUCACAGCUGUGUCGUCGAUUGUUUUUGCAUUUUCAGGGACCCCGGCUUUCUUUGCGAUUGUCUCAGAAAUGCGCGAUCCUCAACAUUAUACUCGAUCCUUAUUUAUUUGCCAAACGGUAGUUACUUCAGUCUAUCUCGUUAUCGGCUGCGUGUUAUACUACUAUUGUGGGUCAUAUGUUGCUUCGCCUGCUCUAGGUUCGGCGGGCCCGACCAUGAAGAAAGUGAGCUACGGAUUCGCUCUUCCCGGUCUGAUUGCCAGCACUAUGCUUAUUAUCCAUCUACCUGCCAAGUACAUUUUUGUUCGCAUCUUACAGGGGUCCCGGCAUCUGACCGCAAACACUGUUAUACAUUGGGCGAGCUGGCUCGGCUGUACCUUUGGCAUCACCGUAGUUGCAUACAUUAUUGCCAGUGCGAUCCCCGUGUUCGACAACCUCGUAUCCCUCGUCGGUGCUCUACUUGGUACCGUGAUGUCAUUCCAGCCGAUGGGAUGUAUGUGGUUAUACGAUAAUUGGAGCCAAGGCCGAAUCGAUCGGUCCUCGCGAUGGAUUGCGAUGGUCUGCUGGAGUGUUUUUGUCGUAGCAUCUGGAACUUUUCUUAUGGUAGCCGGUACAUACGGAUCUGUGAUUAGUAUUAUGGACAGUUAUCGGAAAUCCGGGGGUUCAGUCGCCUGGUCAUGCGCUGACAACUCUAACUCGACAUAG
This is a messenger RNA of Penicillium macrosclerotiorum, 1419 nucleotides long. RefSeq lists its product as uncharacterized. The transcript is spliced from 5 exons. NCBI's taxonomy places the organism in Eukaryota, Fungi, Ascomycota, Eurotiomycetes, Eurotiales, Aspergillaceae. The annotation marks the transcript as partial. Gene Ontology annotation, molecular function: amino acid transmembrane transporter activity. Gene Ontology annotation, cellular component: vacuolar membrane. Gene Ontology annotation, biological process: amino acid transmembrane transport. The record is from RefSeq and is a predicted model, not a curated record.